This is a messenger RNA of Raphanus sativus (radish), 1576 nucleotides long. RefSeq lists its product as uncharacterized. NCBI's taxonomy places the organism in Eukaryota, Viridiplantae, Streptophyta, Magnoliopsida, Brassicales, Brassicaceae. The transcript has 10 exons. Bases 231 to 1382 code for a protein of 383 amino acids. The record is from RefSeq and is a predicted model, not a curated record.
UGGUGGAUUUGUGGGUUUCCAGAAGAAAGACGAUGAUAUCGCCAUAGAACAAAGAAGACAAAAGAACCAGCAACGCUCCCUUUAAACGCUUAAAGACCUCUCCUUUCAAUAAAAAUCUCACGGAUAAAUAAAUCUUCCAAUACACAGAGAAACAACCCAUCGUCUCUUCAGGAAAAAAGACACAACCUUUCAAAACUGUUGUGUCUUUUUGCAGGCUGUUGUGAAAAGAUAUGAUGUUUCUCCACAGCAGUGUUAGACAUGGAUUGUCAUUGUCUCUUGGUGUCAUCAGUGUUAUCAGCUGGGGAGUAGCUGAGAUACCACAGAUUAUGACCAACUACUUUGAGAAAUCCACUGAAGGUCUCUCUCUUGCCUUCUUAACUACCUGGAUCAUUGGAGAUGUCUUCAAUCUUCUUGGCUGCCUGAUGGAACCAGCUACUCUUCCAACACAGUUCUACAUGGCAUUGUUGUAUACAGUGACUACAUCAGUUCUCUUUGUUCAAUCUAUUUACUACGGCCAUAUCUACCCCCGGUUGAAAAACACAAGAAACCAGUUGGUUGAAGCAGAACGGUUAUCAAACAUAUGCAGUGACGCGAAGAUUCCGAGUAGAUGGAGGAAUAGCUGCUCUGAUGCUACCCCUUGCGGCGGUCAAACUACACCCAUCACUAUGAUUCCUGGGAGUCAUCGGACUAGUUUCACCGGUAGAGAACUAUUCUACACGUCGGCAAGAUCUUUGUCGAGUAGUCAUACACCACCAGCUGGAUCUGUCCUAGCUCAGAGAAUGGCUCGUGGUCAAAGCGAACCAACUCUCGAGGAGCCUUUGCUUCCUGAGGAUAGCACACCUCCUUCUUCAAUGCCUCCUUCCACCAAAUCAUUGCUAUGCGUGGUCUCGGUGUUCAUGUUUCUUGGAACGUUCAACCUCUCUAGUUUGCUUAGUGAACCAAGAACUAUGUCUCUGGGAGAGACUGAUCGAGUAUUUGUCGUUCGAGCAGCAAGAAAGCUUUUGCAGGUCACAAGUGGCAGCAACUUAGGAGAACAUAACGGUGGAGAAAACAGUAAAGUUGGAAUGUGGAUGGGUUGGGCAAUGGCAUUCAUUUACAUGGGUGGAAGGCUUCCCCAAAUAUGUCUCAACAUGAGGAGAGGACAUGUGGAAGGAUUGAAUCCAUUCAUGUUCUUCUUUGCAUUAGUUGGCAAUAUGACUUACGUAGGAAGCAUCCUUGUGGCCAGCGUCGAAUGGUCAAAGAUUGCACCGAAUCUACCAUGGCUUGUUGAUGCAGGAGGAUGUGUUAUUCUCGAUUUUCUUAUUUUGCUUCAGUUCUUCCACUUCCGAUGUCGCAAAGACACAGAUUCUGACAAGAAGUAUGAGACAACAGAAGUUGUCUAAGGCUUUGGCUACUCCCAAAACAUGGAUGGAUGCCUUGAAUAGAGAUACAGUUUUGGAUUCUGAUCUGACCAAUCAAGAUUCAUCUCAUUCUAUUUAAUAUUCUUCUUUCUUUUUACACAUUCAAAAUUUUGUGCUGAGAAACAACUACUUGCUGGUUCUGAGUUUUAAUAAUAUUAGAUGUUCAUGGUUUCAAA